Messenger RNA from Penicillium daleae, 438 nucleotides. RefSeq lists its product as uncharacterized. The transcript has 2 exons. The record is from RefSeq and is a predicted model, not a curated record. NCBI's taxonomy places the organism in Eukaryota, Fungi, Ascomycota, Eurotiomycetes, Eurotiales, Aspergillaceae. The coding region runs from base 1 to 438 and encodes 145 amino acids.
AUGGCUUUAACACCGGGCAACAAUAUCGUGAAAACAAUUUCUCUUGAUCCACAAAGCUACACAAUUCCUGCAGAAGAUCUCGCACUCCUUGAUCCAACCGAGGGUGCUACUGGCGUUUACAACCCCACCCAAAAGUUCGAGGCAUUGCAGCUUGAGCAUGGGGUGCGCUACACACUUGAUAACAAUACACUCAGUAAGCGCAGUGGCACCCACGAAUUUGGGACGUGGUCAGGAUCUUCUUGUUCAGGAACCGUUGAGGGUUAUGUAAUCGGCUUCGGCUGCGGCGUUUGUGUUACAUGGGGAUAUCGGGCAACCCUCAGCGGACUAGAAGCAGGUACAGGUCAUUAUCUGGGGUUGUGUGAGAUGCUCAUGGUACAUGCCGUCUUGCGCCACGAGACUCGCUUCCAUGGCAAGAUCCGGAAGGGUGACACAAUUUGA